Messenger RNA from Thunnus maccoyii (southern bluefin tuna), 980 nucleotides. RefSeq lists its product as uncharacterized. Bases 60 to 662 code for a protein of 200 amino acids. Gene Ontology annotation, molecular function: adenine phosphoribosyltransferase activity. The record is from RefSeq and is a predicted model, not a curated record. NCBI's taxonomy places the organism in Eukaryota, Metazoa, Chordata, Actinopteri, Scombriformes, Scombridae. The transcript is spliced from 5 exons.
CACAGUCCAGUUCAUUCUCCCCAGUUUCUUCGUCGAACAGCUCAGAAUUAUUUUUUCAAAUGGAUGCGUUGUCCAUUCCUGCAGACAGACAUAAAGGAUGGUACCUUUCUCUAAUGGCACCCAACACUAAGGGACCGACAUUUGCCUGGCUGGACCCGUCAAGACUUUACUGCAACUCCCAGGCUAUUUCAGACUGUGUCAAAGACCUGCUCAGUCCAUUCCACAAUGACACUAUUGACCUUGUUGCCGGGAUAGAUGCAAUGGGAUUCAUUCUAGGGGCGUCUGUUGCCACCACCCUCGGAAAAGGUUUUCUGGCAAUCCGCAAAGCAGGACACCUGUGUGUCGCAACCCAAAACCAAAACUACACAGACUACACAGGCAGAGAAAAGACUAUGGAAGUAAGACUGGAUGUGCUAAAACCAGGUCUGAGGGUGCUGUUAGUGGACCAAUGGAUAGAGACUGGAGGCACAAUGAAGGCCGCCAUCCAGCUGGUGGAGAGGCUGGGCGCCACCGUUGCAGGUGUAGCAGCUGUGGCCAUCGAGAACACUGAAGGGGGGAAGUGGAUUAAGGAAAACUACAAAUUCUCUCACUGCAUCCCUGAAGAGCUCCAGAGCCAAAUUGAUAGGAAGCAUCUCGAUUCCUUCAAAAGCUUCAACAUCUGAACCAGGAAACAUUAUUAAAGUUCAGGAAAGGAGAAAGGUGAUAUUUUCUAAGACUGAGAUGAUCAAGACAUACUUUUACCUGCAUAAUGAUGUUGCAUUUAACAACUACAGUGAGAUCCCUGUUUAAUAAGAUUCUUUUUUGAAAUAAAAUAAGCAUUACUUUGAUUUUAACUAAAUAACCGCUCGCCUCGAUUACUGCGAUUCCCUUUUCACCUGCCUUAUUGCCCUGGCACGUCUUCAGCUUGUACAAAAUGCAGCAGCUAGGCUAUUAACAAGGACUGACUGUAGAUCUCACAUCACUCAUAUUUUAGCCUCACU